Molecule: messenger RNA, 9632 nt
Organism: Diachasmimorpha longicaudata
Lineage: Eukaryota; Metazoa; Arthropoda; Insecta; Hymenoptera; Braconidae
Gene: Rev1
Product: DNA repair protein REV1
Exons: 5
Coding region: 5962-9531 (1189 amino acids)
Biological process (GO): error-free translesion synthesis; error-prone translesion synthesis
Cellular component (GO): nucleus
Molecular function (GO): deoxycytidyl transferase activity; damaged DNA binding; DNA-directed DNA polymerase activity
Source: RefSeq, a predicted model, not a curated record
UCCAGCAUGCCUUCCGCCAUGACAGAUUCCAGUCCUUGUUUUUUUAGCAUAUUCAAUAGUUGAGAUUUUCGAGGCUGAAAACUUCAUUAGAGAAUUGGAUUUUUGAUUGAAUCGUCACUUUGAACUUGGAGAAGUGUGGCCUCAAGUUUAUUUGCACGUUGAAUGUAACCUCACUUCAUCAUUGCACGAGAGGCAGACAUAAGCCGCCAGAUUGUGGGAAGAUCGCGCGGCAUCGGAAUUCACGGCCAAGGACAACUCAGUGGUGCUCAUCCCGCGCGACCAGCGAGGCGUCUUGGAAGCUUCAAAGGUGCCCAACCAGUUCGAUCCGACCCAGCGUCAGGAAUUUACAAUAUCGACUGGCGGUAAUCCAUCAAUUCCUGUCUCUCUCAUCUUAGUCAAAGAGAUAAAACCGGAGAAAUUGUUUUCAUUAACCCUUUCGCUACGAGCGGUGACUAUAGUCACCCAACACCUGACGCUCGCUAUGUACGAACGGUGACUAUAGUCACCCACGAACUUUUGUGAGCAGAGUAUAUUUGUUAUCUCCAUAGUUACCAUCGCAAGUAUUUUGCAUUUGUUUUACGUUUGCGGAAUUUGAAGCUGAUGCAGUGAACAGCAGCAGUAUAAAAAUAACAUUUCGGUAGUACAGUUAUUUCAGCCAGCUCACACUUUGAAAAUAUUUGCACGGUAUGUGGUUUAAUUUUUUUUGUAUUUUUAACAUCAUUGAAUUUUAUUUUUUUUCUCGUUUAUUUUUUAAACCUCAAAGAUAAUGAAUACGAAUUACAAAAGGCGGAGAGGAAACUGCCAUUCCGUCGAAACCGAGAGCAAUGAGAUGUACGAUAAAUCAUCGGAUACCGAUAGCAAUACUGCAAUAAAUAAUAUUUGUACUAGAAGGAAGGCAAUGAGCAUUCGUCGGACAAAUGUACUUAGCACGUCAGAAUCAGAAGCUGAUUACAACGAAGAUGGCUUGCCAUCAACUACUUCUAAUAAUAUCCAAUGGGCUAUGAAGGAUGUUGAAUUAACAUUUCACAACUUUAAUACUUCUAAUUCUGGAAUUCAGACAGAAGACAUAAAUUUCUCAUCUGAAAUAUUAGACUAUUUCCUAUUAUUUUUUUCACCUGAUCUUGUGGACUUUAUUGUGGAUAAGACAAAUAACUAUUGGGCACGUACAGUAAAUGAUGACUUGCGUAACAUCAAAAUUGGUACAACUGUCGACGAGCUGUACUGUUUUUUCGCAUGUACGCUGCUAAUGUCGAGAAACAAAAAAUUACGGCUUAGCGAGUAUUGGUCUAAAGACAAACUUUUAAAAACUGAUAUUUUUAGAGAAAUUAUGUAUAGAGAUAGAUAUUUAGUUUUAUUGAAAAUGUUGCAUUUUGAAGAUGAUAAUCAAAACUCUUCUGAUCGUAUGAAAAAAAUUAUCAAGGUCUCAAGCAGACUUCAAAAAUCGUUUAAAAACUCAUUUUAUCCUUUUCAAAAUUUAUGCAUAAAUGAAAGUCUUUUACCAUACAAGGGUAGACUAUCUUUUAAACAAUAUAUACCGGCCAAAAGAAGCCGAUUUGGCAUUGAAACGUAUGUAUUAUGCGAUUGUAAAACUGGCUACGUACUAGAUACUAUAGUAUAUACAGGUAGUGAUUCACACGUGACAGAAAAUACGGAAGAAAUUGGCAAAACAGGAAAUAUUGUUUUAACACUUUUAAAACCGUACUUGGGAAAAGGUCAUUCAUUGUAUGUAGAUAAUUAUUAUAGUAGUCCUGUUCUUUUUAAUUUAUUACAUGAAAAUGUAACAAAUGCUUGUGGGACUGUAAAUCAAAGGCGAAAAGGAAUGCCUACAAUUGACAGAAAAUUAAAAAAAGGCGAGGUUGACUUUCGGACAUCAAGUAAUUUGCUGGCCCUUAAAUGGCGUGAUAAAAGGGAUGUAUUUAUGUUAUCUACUUUUCAUACUACGGAAUUAAUACGUACAGGAAAGAGAAAUUAUAACACUCAAGAACUUAUACGUAAACCUAAAUGUAUAGUCGAUUAUAAUUCAUCAAUGGAAGCUGCCGACAAAUGUGAUAUGGUUAUCAGUUCCAUCAAAUCUAUCAGAAAAUCUAUAAAAUGGUACAAGAAGUACUUUUUCCAUUUGCUAGAUAUUGCCGUUUGGAAUUCUUAUUGUUUAUAUAAAUACAAAACAGGAAAAGACAUUCCUAUAGCCGCUUUUCAUCUUGAAUUAAUAAGACAAAUUUUACGAAAAUACCAUAAAGACGACUUUAGACAAAGCGCUCCUAGAUCUGCGGAUAAAUAUCCUUUGAGGCUUACUGGUAGACAUUUCCCAGCAAUUUACACGAGCGAGAAAACAAAACGAAAAAGUGGACUAAGAAAGUGUGUUGUUUGUACUAAGAAUGGUGUCCAACGACAAACACAUUAUCAAUGUAAAACAUGUGAGGUAGGACUUUGUAUAUACCCGUGCUUUGAAAAUUAUCAUACAAAAUUACAUUAUUAAAUUAUAUUUUCUGAUUAGAUUAUAUGAUGAAUUUUUUACCAUUUCCUUUCUACGAGCGACUACACCCGCUCUGCGUAAGAUACCGCGGCAUUGAGCGUAUCACGGACGAUUGCAGUUGUUCCGCAAAUGCACACUUUUGGCGCGGCGGCUCACUCAGCGAGAGAAGCGCGCCGGAGAAUGCGUCCGUAGCGAAAGGGUUAAUCGUAUCGUAUAGUGAAGAUGAUUACUCUUUUGCCUUUGGAAGCAGGCGAUUCUCUGGUGAAUUGGCGUUCACAAUGACGAUUAAUAAAUAACAGGGGCAAACUUUCGAAAGAAUCGGAAUUGAUCUCUGUAGCGAAGUGGUAAACUAGGAUAAGUGCAUUUUUUUGAAAGUGGGUUUUUUGUUUACAUUGAAGCAUAACAUUGUUCCGGAGGUCCUAACAAAAGGAUUUAGCUGAAAAUUAAUUUUUGCUGCCAGUGUCGAACAAAAAUGAGGAGGAUAAGUGAAAUUAUGACAGCGCAAAUGAAGAUAAGUUGACAUAUCCUCAGAGGUUGAGUUGCUGGGAAAGGAUAAGUUGACUUAUCUCAGUAUUUUUACACGACUUGCUUCAUUGUUUGAAAUCAACUUAAAGCGAUCCUUGGCGUAGUUCGUUGCGUGCUUGCCUCUGAAAACAAGCCACUCGAAACAGACUUGGUUCAAAUCCAGCACUUGACAAUUUAUUCAAGCAAAUCAACAAUAAUUCGUUGGGGAUUCCGGGACAGUAGUUAGAAAUCAUAUACUGAGUUUCCCGGCUUAUGAGUCGCACUAUUCUCGCAGUAGAACCUCCAAGAAAUUUCUACCUUCUCACUUGACCCGGACUCAGAUGUUUAAACUGUAUGAGGAAGCAUAUCCUGAUCAAGCCGUUUCGGGAUGGUCAUAUGAACAAGAGAUCAAGACCCUUGGCUUAUCAUUCAAGGAACCGAAAGCUGACACGUGCAGAACCUGCGAUCAAUUGCAGAUUCAACUGAAAUCAGCUACUACCGAGGUAGAGAAGACUUAUGCAAAGGAAGAACUGGAAUCUCAUUUAAAUAUGGCCAAUGCACCAUACAACAUGAAAGCCACUGACAAGCGAAUCGCCAAAAGCAGUGACGGUAGAAUAAUUGUCACGACGUUUGACCUGGAGCAGUGUUUUUUACAGGGAUCUUAUUGUUGAUACUGACGAUAACUCCCUAACGGAUCCAGACAUUAUCUCAUCAAGUGAAGAUAAUGAUUAAAAAUGGGUAGAUAUCGAAUUAUUGUUGAUUUGUGUGAAUCAAUUGUCAAGUGCUGGAUUUGAACCAGGUCUGUUUCGAGCGGCUUGUUUUCAGAGGCAAGCACGCAACGAACUACGCCAAAGAUCGCUUUAAGUUGAUUUCAAACAAUGAAGCAAGUCGUGUAAAAAUACUGAGAUAAGUCAACUUAUCCUUUCCCAGCAACUCAACCUCCGAGGAUAUGUCAACUUAUCUUCAUUUGCGCUGUCAUAAUGUCACUUAUCCUCCUCAUUUUUGUUCGACACUGGCAGCAAAAAUUAAUUUUCAGCUAAAUCCUUUUGCUAGGGCCUCCGGAACAAUGUUAUGCUUCAAUUUAAACAAAAAACCCACUUUCAAAAAAAUGCACUUAUCCUAGUUUACCACUUCACUACAGAAAUGUUGAAACACGUGGAGUAAUGUUUUUAGGAGCAGUCGUCGCUUGACUCGUGCUCCUUUCGCUUGUCUCCUCUUCUCUAUAACUCUGCUGUAAACUGUCCUAGGACUACUUCUAAUAACAUUAACAUACGAGCUUAACAUUCCUCUUUUUCCUCACGUCUAACAUAUACUAUUUCUGGAAACUAGGGAUUGGAGAAGUUACUAUAGUAUUGAAGAGAGCAAAAGCAAUAUGAUUAUAUUAGAGACCUAUAUAAGUCUAUAUCAGUACUAUGAGGUCAUUGUUUCCUGGAGAGACCGUCUGCGUGGUCUUACGCCGAAAACUCCAGUUUAUGUUUAUUAAAUAAUAUAAAGAAAUCUUUGUUCAUUGAAAGAGAGAAACCAUGAUGACGAUGCUUUAGUUUUUAAGAUUUUUAAGAUCGUUUGUCAGUUCGUCGACUGCUCUCGAAGUGUGAACAUAUAAUCAUCAGAAAUGAAACUGCUCUUACUUAUAUCGUUUAAUUUUUUCUUCAUUAACCUGGUUUCCAAUUAUUAAAAUCUAAUAUAUAGUGUAGUAUAAAUAUGUUAAAGAAUAUGAAUAAGCGGGUUGAGUGGUGAGGUGGUGUUGGAGAAUUCACAUGUUGUGGGUCUGUCUUCAAUAACUAAUGCACUGCUUUAUAACAUACGAGACCGAAUGCGCGCUUGGCGCGCCCUAUUUUGAUUUCCUGCCUCAAACAUAUUGACCAAUUAGGAGAAAGUCUUACACAUGAAGUUAGUCGAUGACUUUUGUGGUUAAUUUAAUUUAACGAGACAUAGUCGGGCGCCACCGCGCGCGAUUUGGUUAAUCUUAAUUGUUGUGAUAUUUUUUAUUUAAGUCACAUUUGCGGUGAGCGCACCUUAUUUUAACUACUGUAUGAGUAGAGCAGUUGAAUUAUAGGGAUAUAAAAAGUCAAUGUAAUAUUUAAAUUCAAAAUAAUUAUACCAAAAUGAUCCUGAAGUAGUCGCGUAUGACGUUGAACACGUCAUCAUUUCGUAAACAUGGAUCUUUAAAAAUUGCUGAUAUAUUCACAGCUGAUCUAUUUCCCACUUGUAGGCAACAUGCAAAAUUUUAAAUGUCUUGAAGCUGUAAGACGACUUGGAAAAUACAGGAGUUUCGAUAAGAUAUAGAUAUUUACAUUUGAUGAGUAACUUGUUUCAUUUCCAUUUUCUAACUAAGUUUUUAUUUUCUACUAAUUAACUCAUCCUUUGACUUGAUUUACUUGAUACUUGUGUACUUGUGAAAUUCAAAUUUUGCCGCUGUGAAUGUAUCUACCAAUCACGAAUAAGUGUUACGGAAUUUCGAUAUGUUCGAUUCGAUUCGAGAUUUGAGGUGUAUGUCCUUUUUACAAAAGGAUUUAUGUGCUUGUGCUUUCAUAGACUGAUGAAGGGCAAUCACACCGUAAAAGAACGAAUGUGAAAGUUAUAAAUAUGAUGAGAGAGGUAACUUGAUUCACAAUGGAUGCUUUUAGGAACUCGAACGUUUUGGCCUUUUCGACUAACGCGAAACUUCAUUCAUUUAAUCGGCCAAUGGGAAAGAUCUUACGCGAUUUCGACUCCGGCGAACUUAAUUUAUGUGCUUCUGCUUUUAUAAAUAGGAUUUUAGCAGGAAAAGGUGAUAAAUGCGCCGUGAAUCACUAACGAAUAAUGACUGCUACAGAGCUGAUGCAAUGUAGUUCAGAUUACAAACCGUAUGUUUUUAGUUACGCACGUGGUGAGUGGAAUUGAAACCCGUAAUUGGUGAAAAUCAUGGCAACUGUGGCUGACACGCUAGUGUCGCCUCAAUGACGAACGUUAACUUGUAAACGAAAAGUAACUUUUCCAAACCCAUGUUUCAUAACGAGGGUUUUUAUUGGAUUAUGAGAACACCAGAGAUAAUGUCGAAGAAGAGACGAGAGGAUGCGUGGGAUUCAAAUGGUCUCCAAGAUUGGGGUUCUUACAUGGCAGCGAAAAAGUCGAAACUCGAGGACCAAUUUGGACAAUUAGCACAAGCUGAAUUCCAAAACGCUACCAAUCUCUUCAAAGGAAUCGCAAUUUUCGUUAAUGGGUAUACAAAUCCCUGUGCUGAUGUAUUAAAACGUCUGAUGAUGGAGCACGGAGGAGUUUACCACACGUACCAACGUUCUAAUAGCACAACCCACCUAAUUGCUUCUAACCUACCUUACUCAAAAAUAAUACAGUACAGAAAGUCCAAGAACCCACUACCUCUCUGUAAACCUGAGUGGAUCACUGACAGUAUAAAACUCAAUAAAUUAUUAGAUUGGAGGCCGUACUUACUAUACAACAAUACAUCAGUGACUCAGCCCCAAUUGAAACUGACAAAUGAAGCUAAUGUGACCGAAGACACAUCCAAAAUACAGGAAAAUUCAUCAUUUUUAACAAAACCUCAAGAUCCAGCAAUAAAGUCGUCUGAACCUUCAAAUGUAAAAAAUCUGCAAGACAAACCCUCAAAAGAUGACGAAAAUCAUUUCAACUCCAGGGGUACAGCUCUCUGCUCACGAGACGAAGAAUUCCUCUCAGAAUUCUACAACAACUCUCGCCUCCACCACAUUGCGACGAUGGGAGCGACGUUUAAAGAGUAUGUCAAUGAACUUCGAGCGAAAAAUGAUGGUUCUCUGCCAGGUUUAGCUCGUCUAAAAGCUCUGACCAGCAGAAAUUCAACUAAAAUACCCAAAUUAUCGAUUCAGGACAAAGACUCAGAUUCUGAUGAAGACUUUUUUGGCCAGGAACACCCAAAAUGUCAAAGGGGAAAAGAACCAGUGAUAAUGCACAUUGAUAUGGACUGCUUCUUUGUCUCAGUGGGAUUACGAAAUAAGCCAGAGCUGAGAGGCCAUCCAGUCGCUGUAACUCACGCAAAGGGUAGCAAACCAUCGUCUAAGGGACAUAAUGAAAAGGAAGAGUUUGGUUCAAUGUCAGAAAUAGCUUCGUGCUCGUACGAAGCUCGAAAACUAGGUUUAAAGAAUGGAAUGUUUCUUGGACAAGCCUUGAAACUCUGCCCAAAUUUGAAGACCAUAAAAUAUGAUUUCGAAGGCUACAAGGAGAUCUCUAUAAUUCUUUAUGAUACUGUAGCUUCGUAUACACUAGAUAUCGAAGCAGUUAGUUGUGAUGAAAUGUAUGCAGACGUUUCCAAAAUUCUGGAUGAGUUGAACCUGACUCCUGAUAAAUUUGCUAGCAUUAUUAGAGCUGAAAUAAAGGAAAAAACUGGAUGUCCAGUGUCAACAGGAUUUGGUAGUAAUAAACUGCAGGCAAGAUUAGCUACCAAAAAAGCUAAGCCUGAUGGACAAUUUUAUUUGAAGAGAAACAAUGUUGAGGCGUUCAUCGGGGAACUUGAAAUUGGAGAAAUUCCGGGGGUUGGAUGGUCGACAACGCAUCAGUUACAUGAGAUGAAUGUAAAAUCAUGUCAGGAUUUACAAAAAAUUACGUUGGGAGUUUUACAAGAGAAGUUCGGAAAGAAAAGCGGAGAAAUGUUAUUCAAUACUUGUCGAGGAAUUGAUCAUUCGAAGCUCCAUACGGAGCAUGUGAGAAAGUCCGUAUCAGCUGAAAUUAACUAUGGGAUUCGCUUUCAGACUGAUAAUGACGCUAGAGAGUUUUUAAUAAAAUUGGCCAAGGAAGUCUGCUCCAGACUACUGAAGAUCAAUGCCAAAGGUAGAUGUGUGACGCUCAAGCUGAUGGUCAGGGCGAAAAAUGCUCCUGUAGAGCCUCCCAAAUUUAUGGGACAUGGCUUGUGUGAUAAUUUUACAAAAACAAAAAACUUUAUUUCACCUAUCGAUAAUGUGGACAUUAUCAUCAAAGAUGUUCUUCUUCUGUGGGAACAAAUGCAACAGCCAGCUCAUGAAAUACGAGGAAUUGGUAUACAGAUUUCGAGAUUGGAAAAUUCAAAAAGAAAAACAGCUCAUAACAGUCUUAUGAAAUUUAUUGAAACAGGAAAAUUGAAAAAUAACGAAAAAACUCAAGACCAAGUAAAAAAUGUUGUGAAUUCGGAAAGAAAUCCUACUUAUGAAGCAAAAAAAAAUGUACAAAUAAAAAAAAAUCAGGAUCUCAAAGUGUUCUUUUCUUCGAAAAGAUUGCUGAAUGACGAUCCAAAAGAGAAAUUCAAUGCGGUAGUACAAAAAUCAAAUAUCGAUGAAUCCGUUUUAACCGAACUUCCAGAAGAUAUUCGACUAGAUAUUUUAAAAAUGCAUAACCAUGAUGUAAAUAUGAAAAAUCUGUCAAUUAGCGAUGACAGAAAUACUCAAAAAUUGAGUGCUCAAGUGGGAGCAAAUGAAAAUCUGUCAAACGGCAAAUUUACAUCUCAACUCGAAAGACUUGAUGAAGAUGUAUUGAUUGAACUUCCUGAAGACAUAAGGAACGAGGUGCUCGCGUCAAAUAGAAAAGUAAAAAAAUCACAGUCGAACGGAAUAACCAAUUACUUCAAACAUAAAAAACAUGACACUUCUUUUAAAGCAAAAAUGCCUACUAUGCAAGAGCUAGACAUGCAAGUGUUGACAGAACUACCCGUUGAUAUUCGAAAUGAAAUAUUAAACGAGUACAAAAAUGAUUUUUCGGCUGAUGCAAAAAAUACGCUGCAGAAAUUACCCCUCCAAGAAGCAGAUCUGAAUGUGUCGCAAACUGAGUAUAAUCAACAACCCUGUGAAAAUUUGAAUUUUUCCCAAAUAGACCCAGAGUUCCUAGCAGCACUGGACAAUGAAAGUCGUAAUGACGUGGAACAAUACUGUUUGGCGAAAAAAAAUGAGAAAGAAUCCAAACUAAAGAAUAUGAUGAUGGAAAAGACUCAGAGUGUUGCGGACACAAAUAAAAAAAAACGCAGUAGAAAAUCGAAAGCCCUUAUUCUAACAGCCAUACGUACCACCAACCCCAAAGCCCCCCUCUUCGUGAAGAAACCGUCAAGUGAAAGAUAUAAUGAUCAGCUUGAUAUAAGAAAAAAAAGUCCUAGUUUUUUAGAGCACCAAAUGAGUAUUUUAGAAGAUGAACCUUUGGAUAAUAAUCGAGGAGGAGAAUCCAUUAGAUUUUAUCCCUACAACUCAUAUAAUGAAGGGAAAACCGAGCAACAGCAGAUGUUGAAUACCCUUGUCAAUUAUCUUUUCAGUCUUCCAUUACAACAGGUGAAGGGACAAAUACACACAUGGAUAAAGAACUCAGAUUACGUUAACGAGAUUGAUUCCUUAUCAAUAAUAACUUAUCUGAGUAUGCUACCAAAGAAAAAACGAAUUGAAGAUCUACACGUUCUAAUGAAGACCAUGCACAGAUGUAUGACCGAGACUGGAAGUUGCGUUUGGCAUGGAACCUACAGGAAAACGGUUGAAUACGUCCAACAGUGUAUGCAGAUUGAGUACAACAGCAAUCUAAUGCUACCAGCAAUCAGAUGCAACCUUCGCGAAUGCAAAAGUGAUCGAGUAUGACAACGUGUAAUUUUUUUUUUUUAUAUUGAGUUUUUUUUGUUGGGUUUCUUGUUUGUUUUCUCCACUUUUAAGUCUUGAAUAAAUUAUCAUUUUACAAUUGA